This is a messenger RNA of Phytophthora sojae, 795 nucleotides long. RefSeq lists its product as hypothetical. The record is from RefSeq and is a predicted model, not a curated record. NCBI's taxonomy places the organism in Eukaryota, Oomycota, Peronosporomycetes, Peronosporales, Peronosporaceae. Bases 1 to 795 code for a protein of 264 amino acids. The transcript has a single exon.
AUGCCAGGAAUCACGCCGCGGAAUUCGAACUACUCGCUGCAGAUAACGCCUCGGCUUCCAGGGCCGGACGUGCUGCUACCUGAGAACCACCUGCUCGAAUCGUGGGAGAAAUGGCUCGAAGUCUCGCGCGUGUUGGCCUACUUGUUGGGCUCGCUGCUCUUCCUGCUGGGCUCCAUCUACUUCUUCCCCAAGUACUCGGCCGUGUGGGACGGCAAAGGCGGACUCUUCGGCAGCUGGGACUUUGUGGUCGGCUGCGCGCUCUUCUGGAUCGGGGCCAACCUCGACUUCAUCCAGACGAUCCGGUACAACCACCGCACGCCGCUGCGUCAGGUGCUGCGCGCGUUCACCGCGCUGUUCAACUACAUGGCCACGUCCAUCUUCAUCCUGGGGGGCCUCUACUUCCUCCCGUCAUGGUACGUCAAGGCGCCGGAGCUCGGGUGCUGGGCCUUCAUCAUCGGAUGUGUCCUCUUCUGCCUCGCCGCCCUUGCCGACGUCUUGUUCAUCUGCAUGACCCACGAGGACCCGCACGACUCGGGCUUCCGAGUCUCGAACCUGUUCAGCUGGGGGACGCUCUCGGUGCUCGGGACGUUCGUCGGCGCGCUGUGCUUCAUCAUUGGCAGCUGGUUCUACAUGCCCGGGUUCAUCAACCGCGUCGACGAAGGCACGCACUACAUGAACACGGCCAUCACGUACUACGUGCUCGGUAGUGUGAGCUUCAUCGUCAGUAGCGCAGCGAUGGCCCCCGACGUCUAUCGGGCCAUCAACGCAACCAGCAGCAGCAAGGUCGACAAGUAA